AUGUAUUCAAUCUGUAAAAGUACGCAUCCCGCCACGGGGGUGGAACAUGCAAUAACGUGCUAUUUCUUCAACCGAUCGGAAAAGUGCCUGGUUGUAGCUGGAGCAAACAUUAUAAGAGUAUUUCGCUUAAUACCAGACAUCGAUACUACAAGAAGGGAAAAAUAUGCAGAAAGUCGGCCACCAAAAAUGAAACUAGAAUGUUUAACCCAAUUCACGUUGCAUGGAAUUAUAAUGUCAAUGCAAGCGGUUCACUUGAUUGGUUCGUCCCGUGAUUCUCUCUUAUUGAGUUUUCGAGAUGCAAAGCUUUCCGUAGUUGAAUAUGAUUUAGAAACUCAUGAUCUUCGCACGGUUUCCUUGCAUUACUUUGAAGAAGAAGAAAUGAAAGAUGGCUGGACACAUCAUCAUCAUAUUCCAAUUGUCAGAGUAGAUCCGGAAGGCAGAUGUGCCAUUAUGUUAAUUUAUGGAAGAAAACUAGUCGUGCUACCAUUUCGUAGAGAUCCAACCAUAGAUGAUGGAGACUUACUUGAAAACACAAAGACGAAUUCGUCAAAUAAAGCUCCUAUUUUAUCGUCGUACAUGAUUGUUUUAAAAAACUUAGAGGAAAAAAUGGAUAACAUAAUAGAUUUGCAGUUUUUGUAUGGAUAUUAUGAACCAACAUUAUUAAUUUUAUAUGAGCCUGUGCGUACAUUUUCUGGACGGAUUGCAGUCCGACAAGACACCUGUGCAAUGGUUGCAAUAUCACUGAACAUUCAGCAAAAGGUUCAUCCCAUUAUUUGGUCAGUAUCUAAUUUGCCAUUUGAUUGCUACCAAGCAGUGCCAGUUAAGAAGCCAUUAGGUGGGACACUCAUCAUGGCUGUAAAUUCUUUGGUGUAUCUUAAUCAAAGUAUACCACCAUAUGGAGUAUCGCUCAACAGUCUGGCGGACUCGAGCACGAAUUUUCCACUUAAACCUCAAGAAGGAGUGAAAAUGAGCUUGGAGGGUGCUCAAGUUGCAUUUAUUUCCUCGGAUCGUUUAGUAAUAUCCUUGAAAAGUGGAGAACUAUAUGUUCUUUCCUUAUUUGCUGAUAGCAUGCGGUCAGUAAGAGGAUUUCAUUUUGAUAAAGCCGCUGCUAGCGUUUUAACAUCAUGUGUUUGUGUAUGUGAAGAUAAUUACCUGUUUCUCGGUUCUCGGCUUGGCAAUUCUUUGCUGUUGAGAUUUACGGAAAAGGAACCAGAAAAUAUACAGAAUUUAAAUUCUGGAGAAAUUAUCAUCGAUGAUAAUGACAGUGACGAGACUCCUGCCAAAAAAGUCAAGCAAGAUUUUCUUGGAGAUUGGAUGGCUUCAGAUGUCUUAGACAUCAAAGAUCCAGAAGAGCUUGAAGUUUAUGGAAGUGAAACGCAAACCUCGAUACAAAUAACUUCUUACAUAUUUGAGGUUUGCGACAGCCUGCUGAAUAUAGGACCAUGUGGUAACGUGUCGAUGGGAGAACCAGCAUUUUUAUCAGAAGAAUUCUCGCACAAUCAGGAUCCAGAUGUCGAGUUGGUGACAACUUCUGGAUACGGUAAAAAUGGUGCACUGUGUGUCCUACAACGUUCGAUACGUCCACAGGUUGUUACCACUUUUGAAUUACCUGGUUGCGAAGACAUGUGGACCGUCAUUGGUUCCGUAGACAAUGAUGACCAAGCAAAGACCGAAGCCGAAGGGUCUCAUGCAUUCUUAAUUUUAAGUCAUGAGGAUUCUACAAUGAUCUUAGAAACUGGACAAGAAAUUAACGAAGUGGAUCAGAGUGGAUUUAGCACUCAAGGUACCACUGUUUUUGCUGGAAAUCUGGGUGCAAAUCGGUACAUAAUACAAGUUACACAAAUGGGUGUGCGUCUUAUGCAAGGCAUUGAUCAGAUUCAACAUAUACCCAUGGAUUUAGGUUGUCCGAUAGUUCAUGCAAGUUGUGCGGAUCCGUAUGUUGCAAUACUUACCGAAGACGGACAAGUGAUGUUACUGACACUGAGAGAAGGAAGGGGCACCGCACGAUUACACGUGCACCCUGCUAAUUUAUUAUUCCGUCCCCAAAUAGAAGCACUUUGUGCUUACAGAGACGUAAGUGGUAUUUUCACAACGUACUUGCCAGAAGAUACUGACGACGAUGCUGUCGAAGAAGAGAAAACUGUAGAGGAACUUACUACGAUCGAAAACGUGGAUAAUGAGGAUGAUUUGCUCUACGGAGAUGCGCCCGCGUUUCAAAUGCCUGUCCCUCCUCAGACUAAAACUACCGAUGGUAUUACGAAAAAAUCUCCCUGGUGGCAAAAACAUUUGCAAGAAAUGAAACCCACGUACUGGCUUCUUGUCUAUCGAGACAGCGGCACUUUAGAGAUUUAUUCGCUACCAGACCUGCGACUAUCAUAUCUGAUACGCAAUUUUGGUUACGGACAGAAUGUAUUACACGAUAGCAUGGAAUCUACUACCAUUCAAUCGGUUCAAGUUAAUGAAAUUCCGAAUCCAGAGGUACAGGUUCGUGAAAUAUUAAUGGUUGCCCUAGGACAUCACGGUAACAGGCCGAUGCUAUUGAUGCGGUUAGAUUCUGAAUUGCAGAUUUAUCAGGCAUACAAAUAUCCAAAGGGUCAUCUAAAAUUGCGAUUCAAAAAAUUAGAUCACGAUAUUAUACCUGGACAAUUGAGAGUUAAACCAAAGGAAGAAGACGAACCACGUUUGAGUGAUACCCGAAUAUGUAUGAUGCGAUAUUUCAGUAAUAUUGCGGGUUACAACGGAGUAUUCAUUUGUGGCGACUAUCCGCAUUGGAUAUUUCUUACGGGUCGUGGUGAGCUACGUGCUCAUCCUAUGGGAAUUGACGGACCUAUUACGUCAUUUGCUCCAUUUAACAAUAUCAAUUGUCCACAAGGUUUUCUAUAUUUCAACAGGAAGGAGGAAUUAAGAAUUUGUGUUUUGCCCACACAUUUGUCGUAUGACGCGCCCUGGCCGGUUAGGAAAGUCCCCCUUCGUUGUACUCCACACUUUGUUACUUACCACCUCGAAAGCAAAACUUAUUGUGUUAUAACUAGUAUAGCAGAGCCGCUGAAAAGUUACUAUAGGUUCAAUGGCGAGGAUAAGGAAUACACCGAAGAAGAACGAACAGACAGGUUCCUUUUCCCAUCUCAGGAACAAUUCAGUAUCGUUUUAUUUUCUCCCGUUUCAUGGGAAACUAUUCCAAAUACGAAAAUCGACUUGGAUCAAUGGGAACAUGUAACUUGUUUAAAAAAUGUUUCCUUGGCUUAUGAAGGAACAAGAUCUGGUCUUAAGGGUUAUAUCGUCCUGGGUACCAAUUACAACUAUGGAGAAGACAUUACCAGCAGAGGAAGGAUACUUAUAUUUGAUAUCAUUGAGGUUGUACCCGAACCUGGUCAACCAUUAACAAAGAAUAGAUUUAAACAAAUUUAUGCUAAAGAACAGAAGGGUCCUAUAACGGCUAUUACGCAAGUUUCAGGAUUUCUAGUUUCAGCAGUUGGCCAAAAGAUCUAUAUUUGGCAACUUAAGGAUAAUGACCUUGUAGGAGUUGCCUUUAUCGAUACUCAAAUUUACAUACAUCAAAUGCUUAGUAUUAAAAGCUUGAUUCUGAUAGCUGAUGUAUACAAAUCUAUAAGUUUGUUACGAUUUCAAGAAGAGUAUCGAACACUUUCGCUCGUUAGCAGGGAUUUCAGGCCAACCGAAGUCUAUACUAUUGAAUAUUUAAUUGACAAUACUUCUCUGGGUUUUCUUGUAGCUGAUAGCGAGAGUAAUAUUGCCCUGUUCAUGUAUCAACCCGAAUCCAGAGAAAGUCUGGGAGGCCAAAAAUUAAUUAGGAAAGCUGAUUUCCACCUAGGACAAAAAGUAAAUACCUUCUUCCGCAUUAAGUGCAAAGUGACUGAUCCGGCCAAUGCAAAAAAACAUUUUCCUGGGGCCGACAGAAGGCACGUAACAAUGUAUGCCACCCUGGACGGAAGUUUGGGGUAUAUUCUUCCAGUUCCAGAAAAAACCUACAGGAGACUGCUCAUGCUGCAAAAUGUUUUAGUUAGCCACUGUUCUCAAUUUGCCGGUCUCAAUCCGAAAGCUUACAGGACAUACAAGAGCCACAUACGAAUGCAAGGCAAUCCAGCAAGAGGUAUCAUCGAUGGCGAUUUAGUUUGGCGCUAUAUCAAAUUGCCGUACAAUGAAAAGACAGAGGUGGCCAAAAAAAUUGGUACUCGAGUCCAAGAGAUAAUAGAGGAUCUGACAGAUAUAGAUCGACAGACUGCACAUUUUUGAGAGCAGUAUAAUCUAAAUGGGUUUUACUAUUUAGAGGAAUCUUAUAGAUUAAAGCCACUUUUUGUGUCGUUUAAAGUUUGUACAGACUUCCAGGAUCAUUACAAUUAGCGUAAUCGGAAUGACGUUAUAAAAGAGAAAAACGAGCCUAUAGAUUAUACGAGUAAGAAGUAAGAAUCUUGUAAUAUACGUUAGAGUACUAUUUUACAUAAUAAAUAUUACGACGAAA
Messenger RNA from Orussus abietinus, 4477 nucleotides. It is a transcript of the gene CPSF1, whose product is annotated as cleavage and polyadenylation specificity factor subunit 1. The coding region runs from base 1 to 4251 and encodes 1416 amino acids. Gene Ontology annotation, cellular component: nucleus; mRNA cleavage and polyadenylation specificity factor complex. NCBI's taxonomy places the organism in Eukaryota, Metazoa, Arthropoda, Insecta, Hymenoptera, Orussidae. Gene Ontology annotation, molecular function: nucleic acid binding; protein binding. The record is from RefSeq and is a predicted model, not a curated record. The transcript has 21 exons.